Molecule: messenger RNA, 5371 nt
Organism: Ostrea edulis (European flat oyster)
Lineage: Eukaryota; Metazoa; Mollusca; Bivalvia; Ostreida; Ostreidae
Exons: 9
Coding region: 372-2417 (681 amino acids)
Biological process (GO): protein ubiquitination
Cellular component (GO): SCF ubiquitin ligase complex; Cul4-RING E3 ubiquitin ligase complex
Molecular function (GO): protein binding
Source: RefSeq, a predicted model, not a curated record
UCUCAGUCGCACGAGUGCAAAUUUCUGCCGAUCCCGAACGUGAUUAUUUUAUGCAUCACAAGAACAGGUUCGAGGUGCAAGAACCCACACCACCUCUGUAGGCAGUGUGGUCAAAGAACGCGUUCGUGAGCACAUGUUCUCGUUAUUCGCGACUACAAGAACGGAGCACAAGAAGAACGGGAAUGGCGGUCUCGAACGCACUCAUAAUUUCGCUUUUGACAGUCAACAACAUUAAAGAAGUCAUAGUCAGAUCUAUUUUUGAGUGAUAUGUAAAGAUGAUUAUAAAGAAGGGAUGAAAUUAUCAAUGAGGACUUUGUUAUUUGUUAAUUGAAUACCAAUUGGAAGUUGUACAGAUUAACGACCUGCACAAGAUGGCAGGCUCCUAUAGUUUCUUCCAGCAGCUCCCGGACUCUGUUCUUUUCCAUGUUUUCUCAUUUCUAGACGGAACAUCUCUUUCUAGAGUGUCCUGUGUUUGUGAGCAAUGGAAUAGAGUGGCUUUAGAUGAGGUCUUGUGGCGGGAUCUGGUGUUUGGGAUUAUCAGGAAACACGCCCCUCUUCCUCGGGGUAAGGACAGCUGGAGGGGAGAAUACGAGCGUCUAACACACCACGCCCCCACGGAACUGUCGCAGGAAGUAGCAGGUCAUACAGAUGAGGUUUACUUCCUGAACUUCUCUCCCAGCGGGAAAUACCUUGCCUCAGUUGGAAAAGAUGGUACUUGCAGGUUAUGGAAUUAUAACUAUAAGAUCACCCAACAGAGUACAGCAGGCCCCUUCUUUGAUCCGCCUCCAAAAACUCGGUUUUGUGAGUUUAACGAAUCAGAGACGAUGUUAAUGGUGACCGGACUGACACGUUAUUUUGACAUGGAUGGAAACAUGUUUGUUGCUGUUUUGUCUGUCCCAGAUCUCUGUCUGCUGUCUGCUAUAAAGGGAGAAUACCCAAACUUCAGAGGAGCCUGGCUGAACAACACACAGUUCCUUAUUGACAGUUAUUUACUUAACCAAGGCAACAGCUUUUUACUGGAUGCUCAUGAGGUGAGAUUGAGUUCCGAAAAGAAGGGGAGAAAAAUAGAAGAAUUGUUUAUAAAAUGUGCGACUGAAGGAAGGGCUGUUCUAAAGACCUCUCCUAGCUCCAAGAGUGACUUCAUCAGAGUGGUGGAUCCCAGAAAAUGGGGAGACUUAAGUCAGUAUUAUGACUUUACAGAGAAGUGGGGUGGGGAUAGAGAUGUAGGACCUAGUUCCUCUGGGUUUGAUGUCAAUAAUGGUGGGGACCAGGCAGAUUUGGGAGUAAGGAAGACCGACACUGAUCUUUCUGAUAUAGAAAUGGAUUGUGAUGAAUUUGAUGAUGAUGCAGAGGAUAUCAAACUGAAACCUGAAGGUAAACAACAUUGUGAGGAAGAUUUAAAUGAUGAAGAUUUCUUGGAGGAUGAGGACGACUUGGAUCAUUUAUAUGCUUCUGAUGCUGGAGAUUUUAAUCCAAAUGAUUAUUCAGUGUACAACAAGUUGAUUGGAAGAGGCAAAUUAAUGGCUAAACAGAGGCAACCAGAAGCAAAGAAGAAUCAGACAAAGAACGAGGUUGGCGAGAAGUCAUACUCUGACACCAUCAGGGAGAUACAGGCCAGUGGUGGAAAAAUCGUUCUCAUGGUUCACUCAUAUAAUCGUGACGCCGAAAAGUGUCUGAUAGCUUUGUAUGCUGUAAAGGACGGGGACUCCGGAGUAAAAAAUUUCACCAAAAACAUCACCAAACCGUUCAAAACCCUGACGAUGGAUGCAGGAAUCGUGGGCCUGCGAAUCUCUCCAGAUCACAGAUACCUGGUGUUCUGCAGUCGUGCUGUGGCAAAUUCUAAUAGGUUUGAUGAGGUGUUUGAACGAGACAUUCUUACAAUUGUGUAUGAUCUGAUUCUCGACCAGUGUGUGAGGACUGUGUAUGUGGGGAGCUCCGCCACCUCCCCUUCCCACUUGAGUUACAUUUUCCCUGACAUCAGUAAAGAUUUUGUCGCCACGGGAGAUGAGGAAAUGAAAGGACAUCUCUGGGACAGGCAUUAUGGUAUAGCAAUACAGUCCAACAUAGCGCAUCUGGAUUGUGGCGAACGAGCGUGUGGACUGAAUGCGGUGGUGUUUCACCCCCACGAUCAAGAAACACUUGUCACAACGGGAGAUGACAAACUGCUGAAAGUCUGGAGGUCAAAGUACAGACUGGCUGAGAUGUCAGGACCAUCCAAUACCAUAUCUAAAAACAAGGAAAUCAGACACAAGACAGAAGCCCAUCAAUUCCGUGACCUUCACAAAGAAAAUGAUGAAGCGCAUCAAUCACAUGACUUUUAUGAAGGUGAUACAGAUGAUGAUAAGAAUACAAAGAAGAGCCACCCACAGCGCCAACAUAAACUGUGUUGCUGUGUCAAAAAACAGGAUUCCAAAUAGCAGUUUGAUUGCGCAUAUUACAUGUCCUGAUCACGGCUCUAUGUUGACUGUUACGCCCUGAUUAAUCUGGUGACGUAGUCGAUGACAGUGACAUAUUCAUGUGACUUUUUGGAUUAACCCAGGCGUAUUUUGGGAAUCUGUGUUCCUGUUCGUUUGAAGAAUACAUAAUCAUACACUAGCAUGUCCUUUAUAGAUUCAUUUAUCAAACCUUUUUGAAAGUGUUUGUUGUUUCGAGGGAAAAAAAUCCUAGCAGGUUGGGAUGAGUUUUUUAAAUUGAAAAUCCUAUGGUUAACUAUAUAUUUUAAAAUGUUUGAGCUUGUUAUUUAAAAAUUCUCACAGUCACUGUUUUAUGAGUCAGUUUUGGUUAAAAUUAGAUCUGAAAUCAACAUCAUUGGAAGUCAUAAGUUAGUUUCAGGGAUAGAGUCCAACAAAGAAGGUCUAGAAGGAGCCUGCAUCAAAAAUCAACAUUAAGUAAAGUAAGUAAAUUUCAAGAAAGUCUAGAAAAAUGUUUUCACAAACAGACACUAAAACGUGGCAGGGCAGUAAUGAUAUUGCAGAACGAGUUCCUAUAAAUAGUGCAAGUGUCAGCUCAGUCUGACCAUUGACUAUUCAGUUGGGGUGAAAAAUGUGUUUUUCACCCUGUUUUUAGCUCACCUGAGCUGAAAGCACAAGUGAGCUUUUCUGAUCACCUGUAGUCCGGCGUCCGUCCGUCUGUAACUUUUAACAUUUUUGACUUCUUCUCAAAAACCACUAGGCCAAUUUCAACCAAAGUUAGCACAAAGCAUCCUUGGGUAAAGAGAAUAUUAAAUUGUUAAAAUAAAGGGCCAGGCCACCUUCCAAGGGGAGAUAAUCAAGAAAAGAUAAAAAUAGAGUAGGGUCAUUAAAAAAUCUUCUUCUCAAGAACCACUGGGCCAGAAAAGAUGAAAUUUAUAGAUAACCUUUUUUAGGUAGUGCAGAUUCUAAAUUGUUCAGAUCAUGGCCCCCGGGGGUAGGAUGGGGCCACAAGGGGGGAUCAAAGUUUUACAUACAAAUAUAUAGGAAAAAUCUUCUUCUCAAGAACCACUGAGCCAGAAAAGCUGAUAUUUACAUGAAAACUUUCUGACAUAGUGUAGAUUCAAGUUUGUUCAAAUCAUUGUCCCUGGGGGUGGGAUGGGGCCACAAGGGGGGGAUCAAAGUUUUACAUACAAAUAUAUAGGGAAAAUCUUUAAAAAUCUUCUUUUCAAGGACCACUGAGCCAGAAAAGCUGAUAUUUACAUGAAAGCUUUCUGACAUAGUGUAGAUUCAUGUUUGUUCAAAUCAUGGCCCCCGGGGGUAGGGUGGGCCCACAAUAGGGGAUCAAAGUUUUACAUCCAAAUAUAGGAAAAUUCUUUAAAAAUAUUCUUCUCAAGAACCAUUGGGCCAAAGAAGUUGACAUUUACAUGAAAGCUUUCUGACAUCGUGUAGAUUCAAGUUUGCAAAAAUCAUGGCCUCCAGGGGUAGGUUGGUGCCAUAAUAGGGACUAAGGUUUUGCACGCAAAUAUAUAUGGAAAGUCUUCAGAUAUGGGCCAAGGUGUCUCAGGUGAGCGAUAUGGCCCAUGGGCCUCUUGUUAUUAUUGCAAUUGGUUGUCCGUUUUGUCUGCCGUGUGUUAACAAUUUACAAUAUUGUAACUUCUUGAUAACGACCAUUCUAAUUCUUUUCAAAUUUGGUAUGAUGCAUUAUUAAGACAAGGGGGCAUAAAUUGUAAAUUUCAGAACUCCUGCACCCCUGGGGCCUUAGGGGUGGGGCAAAAAGGUAAAAAAAUUGACCAAUUUUCUAAAAUCUUCUAUGCUACCGCACAUAUUUAAGAAAAACUAAAUGCAUUGUGAUGUAGAACAGGAGGGUCACUACCAAAAUUGUAAAUUUCAUGAUCCCCAGGGUAGGGGUUCUGACCCCAGGGUGGGGCUAAACUUUGUACUAAGUGUUUAUGUGUAAAACAGUGAAAUAACAUUUUCUUUAGUGCUAUUGAUACUUAAUUAAAACUAAAUGGAUAUUUAGAAAGAGCAGGUAGUCCUUUACCAAAAUUGUAAAUUUGAUGAUCUCGGGGGUAAGGGUUUUGAAUCAGGGCGGGACCAAAAUGGUCAUUUAUUAAAUAUGUGAACAAUGGAACAUUUUAAGUUCUUCAUAAACAUGAUACAUAAAUACCAUUCCAAUUCUUUCAGAUUUUUUUUUAUGAAGCAUCAACGUUAAAAAAAAAAAAACAACAACCCUGAAUCAACUUCAUAACAACCAUGCCAUUGUACCUUAUAUAAAUCGAGUUGACCGCUUUGGCUCCGAAGUCAUGGAAUAGAUAAAAUUGUCCUUUCAAUAGCGAUUUUAAAAGUAUACUUAUAUAUACGUAAACCCUGAAACCUCUUGUCACUCUGUAACAUGGUUUUAACUAACACUAUAUUGGUGAAUUGUAUUUCCAUUGUUUAAAAAACAGUAUCAUGAUAUUGAAAUAUACAUGUGUGUACCCGUUUAUGUUGCCCACUCUGGCGUCAUGGAUACUGGUUCGAAUGCAUAUAAUUAUCUUGUUCCCUUUUUGGGGUUUUUUCAAGAUGUUUUGAAAAGAAUUCCUUGUUAUUCUUAUUUUCAGCUUUUAACAUCUGUUAUUGUUCAUGUAAGGAGAAUGCCAUCUUCGCAAGCCAAGUGUCUGAUGAGAGUAAACGAAUCGGACACUUGGCUUGCGAAGAUGGGAGAAUGCCUGCAUAUCGAUCUGACAAAAUUUUAUCAUAGUUCUUCUUUUUGUUUCUAUAUUUUACAUUUUUAGAUUCAUAUAGAGACGUCACCAAACUUUAGGUGAAAUUCGACAAAGGAGUAGAGCGCACUUCGUAUGCAAUUUCGCCUACACAAAUACUUUUUUCUUGAAUAUAAUUUUUUAAAAAUAUUCUGCUAAUUACAAUGUCAGUUUAUACUUGUGUUAACCCACAUUACUUAAUAAAGAUAUCGAUAUGUU